AUGUGUUUGCAAAUUGGUGACAUUGUUGUCCAUGUAUUGAUUGCAUUGAUGUUUGAGAAGUCUCACAUUCAUUCUCGGACAUUCAUAUACGCUAUUAGAUUUCAUAUCAAAAAUACUUUCGUCUACCUUUCACAUGUUAAUUUUACACAGUGUAUAAACAAAUUAAUAUUAUUUUGCAGAAAUAAGGCGAUUGCUGACUACCUAGGUGCUAAUAAUUACAUCGACGCAUUAGAAUCGUUUCGCAAAGAAGCUGAUUUGGAUGCCACGGAAUCGAUUGAAAUUAAAUAUAGUGGUCUGUUGGAGAAAAAAUGGACAUCUGUAAUUCGUUUACAAAAGAAGGUAAUGGAACUUGAAGCGAAACUGUCUGAGGUUCAAAAAGAAGCCUCCGAGGGUGGACCAAUUAAAGCAAAGCGAGCACCAGGCGAAUGGAUACCACGACCACCUGAAAAAUUUACCUUGAAUGGACAUAGAGCCACCAUAACCAGGGUUAUAUUUCAUCCAGUGUUCAGCUUAUUAAUUACAUCUUCCGAAGACGCCACGAUUAAAGUAUGGGAUUUCGAAACUGGAGAAUAUGAACGGACUCUUAAAGGGCAUACAGAUUCCGUACAAGACAUUGCUUUUGAUGUACAAGGAAAAGUACUAGCCUCUUGUAGUGCCGAUAUGUCAAUAAAAUUGUGGGAUUUCACGCAAACGUUUGAGUGUUUCAAAACAAUGCUUGGUCAUGAUCACAAUGUUUCAUCAGUCGCAUUUGUUCCAGCUGGUGAUUUUGUUUUAUCUGCAUCACGCGAUAAAACAAUUAAAAUGUGGGAAGUUGCUACUGGAUACUGCAUUAAAUCAUAUGUUGGACACCGGGAGUGGGUUCGAAUGAUUCGCGUUCAUCCGGAUGGUGCAAUUUUUGCAUCCUGUUCAAAUGACCAUUCAAUUCGUGUAUGGAAUAUAAAUACAAAAGAGUGCAAAGUUGAAUUACGAGACCAUGACCAUACUGUUGAAUGCAUCGCAUGGGCUGGCGAAAAUGCAUCGCAGACUAUAAAUGAAGCAGCCGGCACUGAUAACAAGACAGGCUCGCACCAUGGACCGUUUUUGGCUUCUGGAUCCCGUGACAAAAGCAUACGGGUUUGGGACAUUAGCAUUGGUGUAUGUCUUUUCGUUUUGAAUGGCCAUGACAAUUGGGUAAGAGGAAUUGUUUUUCACCCGGGUGGUAAAUUUAUAAUAUCAGCUAGCGAUGACCGAACCAUACGCUGCUGGGAUAUACGUAAUAAGAGAUGUCUCAAAACUAUUAACGCGCAUCAGCACUUUUGCACAUCUGUUGAUUUUCACCAAAAUCUUCCUUAUGUGAUCUCAGGCAGUGUCGACCAGACUGUAAAGGUUUUUGAGUGCCGCUAAGUUAUAAUUUUCAAGAACAAGCUGUUCUCAAGUAGUUCUAUUCGAAAAUAAUAUAAAUUAUUCUAUUUUUAAAGUAUAAUUUUAAUUUACAUUUAUGUAUUAGGCAAAAACUAUUCAGUGCACACCCAAAUUAAACCAAAACAGACUCAAAUAUGUUUUAACAAAAAUUAUAAAUGACACUUCAAAUUGAAAAUAAUUAAAAUUUCAAUAUAUAAUAAUAGAGGAAAUUAAAUAAACUCUAUUCAAAAAUUAUUUGUAUCUUCAUCAGAGAUUGAGUUGUGCAUAAAGAUGUGGUAGAUUUUUUUUAUUGUAGUGAAAAUAAAGGUUCAAUAACGUUAGCUAUUUUUACGUGCUCAACUCGCUCUAUCUAUCUUCUUAUGAACGUAUCAAAUCAGUUUUGACAAGUUAUCGAUAGCCUUGCGUGAUGAAGAAGUUGAUCAUCAACCGUAAUUACUUCAUUCAAAUGUUUUUUUAAAAUAAUCAUUGGCCCAUAAUACAAGAAGAGAAGAAUAAAUGAAUAUUUAAUUCGCUUUUUCACGAUA
Contarinia nasturtii (swede midge) is the source of this 1925-nucleotide messenger RNA. RefSeq names its product lissencephaly-1 homolog (gene Lis-1). Lineage: Eukaryota; Metazoa; Arthropoda; Insecta; Diptera; Cecidomyiidae. The transcript is spliced from 10 exons. Bases 1 to 1383 code for a protein of 460 amino acids. Gene Ontology annotation, molecular function: protein binding. The record is from RefSeq and is a predicted model, not a curated record.